Anoplophora glabripennis (Asian longhorned beetle) is the source of this 850-nucleotide messenger RNA. Its product is annotated as phosphatidylethanolamine-binding protein homolog F40A3.3. Bases 120 to 716 code for a protein of 198 amino acids. The record is from RefSeq and is a predicted model, not a curated record. The transcript has 5 exons. Lineage: Eukaryota; Metazoa; Arthropoda; Insecta; Coleoptera; Cerambycidae.
AAAGUCACAUUUUAUACACAGAUUAAAUCCUAACCUCAAAUAAUUACAAGAAGUAAUCCGGUUCCUUAUUCGUGUCCUAUUUCAUAAUCGUAUUAUAUUUGCAGUUAUCACUUAUCAGAAUGUUUGCGUUAAGGAGAGCUUUCUUUACUUCUCGUUUUUUCUCUUCAGCUGUAAAAAGCAUGGAACAGCACGAAGUGGUACCAGAUGUUAUUGAUGUCGCUCCAAAACAACUUGUUGAGGUCAAGUAUCCGAGUGGUGUUACUGUUAAUUUGGGCAAUGUUUUAACUCCUACCCAAGUUAAAGACCAACCUAAUGUCUCGUGGGAAGCAGAUAAUAAUUCUUUUUACACGCUCUGCAUGACAGACCCAGAUGCACCAAGUCGUCAGCAGCCGAAAUUUCGAGAGUGGCAUCACUGGCUAGUAAGCAACAUUCCAGGCAAUGAUGUGUCGAAAGGAGAAGUUUUGUCUGAAUAUGUAGGAUCUGGUCCACCACCAAAUACAGGAUUGCAUCGAUAUGUUUUUUUGGUUUAUAAACAAAGUACAAAGCUCAAUUUUGAUGAAAAACGAUUAACUAACAGAUCGGGGGAUAACCGCGGCUGCUUUUCUAUUAAGAAGUUUGCUGAGAAAUACAAGUUGGGUCUGCCUGUUGCUGGAAACCUUUAUCAAGCAGAAUAUGAUGAUUAUGUCCCCAUUUUAUAUAAACAGUUGGGAGAAUAAUUAACCAAAAUGAUUCAUUUAUAUUAUCCUCUAAAGUGUAGCAGUUCCGUUUAUUAUAUAUCUACAAUAAAACAUUUUUAAUGCUGAUGCCACUUUACUGUCAAAUGGGUAAAGAACUAACGUUACAUUAUUUA